CGACUGCGGAGAACGCGGGACACUCGGCAGUUUCGACGCAUCUACACUCGUUUAUUGUGCGCUGGCGAUUAUUCAUACUACUAUUCUGAAUAAGGAUAUAUUUUACUGUAUUACUACGACUUUUUGCGGACACGAAAGACGCGAGACGAGGUAGCUAGCAGAGCUGAUAUUGUAUUGCGUCACUGCUACCAUGGAAGCUCUCCAGGCGGCCAACGGGGCCAUCAAGCACACGCAGAUGACGUUUAAAGCGGACCGAAGGCUUGUGAUUGAAGGCGAUGAACUGGUUCUCUACGAGAAUGCGUCGACAGCGAGCAAGAGCUCCUCGCGGCUAUGGCUAGGCGGCACAGCUGACCCUGUUACAAAACACACGAUACCCCUCUACAACGUGCUCUGGGCCGAGGUCAAGGACGGCGAACUGACCGUCGACUACGCGAAGCAAACAUCCAAAUCCGCCAUUGACAAUGAACGAUGGACCUUCGACAUCAUCGAAGAGCCGGCCACCGAAGAAACAGACCUCACACCCCAACGCUUCUGUGAGGAGAUUAUAUCCAAAGCAUACGGCGCAGCGCCGACCCGCCGCAGAGCACUAGUCCUGAUUAACCCCAACUCAGGGCCAGGCCAUGGCGUCAAGAAGUGGGAGACGGUCGUGCGGCCACUCUUUGACGCUGCUCGACUCACACAUAAUGCUGUUGUACUGAAUCGCGGCGGCGAGGCCAUGGAACUAGUAGAGAAAAUCAACAUAGACGACUACGACACGAUAGUCGCGUGUUCAGGCGACGGCACACCGCACGAAAUCUUUAAUGGUUUGGCCAAGCGGCCUGAUGCAAAGACAGCACUGGGCCGCAUAGCCGUCAGUCAUAUCCCGUGCGGUAGUGGGAAUGCGUUCUCGUGCAACUUGUAUGGGUCGUAUCGGCCCGCAGCGGCCGCUUUGGCAAUUAUCAAGGGCGUAGUUACGCCGCUGGACCUGGUGUCUAUUACGCAAAAGGGCAAGCGGGUGAUUUCGUUUUUGAGCCAGUCGCUAGGAAUUAUCGCGGAGAGCGAUUUGGGCACAGAGCAUUUACGGUGGAUGGGCAGCGCGCGGUUCGACGUGGGUGUUAUGUCGAGGGUGUUUCUACGAAAGUGCUACCCGUGCGAUAUAUCCAUAAAGCUGGUCACUGAUAAGAAGGAAGAUGUGAAGAGGCGGUAUAAAGAGGGGUUGGGGGAGACGACAGAUGUGCAGGUUGGUGAUGAUGAGCCGAUGCCUGCGCUGCGGUUUGGUACGGAGACGGAUGAGGUGCCUGGGGAUUGGGAGACGAUAUCGUAUGAUAAGAUUGGGAACUUCUACUGCGGAAAUAUGGCGUACAUGGCGCCCGAUCUCAACUUCUUCUCGGCAUCGCUGCCGUCAGACGGAUGCAUGGACAUGGUUGCGGUCAAUGGCAACCUGUGGCCGAUUACGGCGCUCAAGAUUGUCAUGUCGGUCGAGUCGAACCAGUUCUUUGACAACGAGCACGUCGAGUAUAAGAAAGUAGAAGCGUACCGAAUUACGCCGAGAGACCAGAAGGACGGGUACAUUUCGAUUGAUGGCGAGAAGCUGCCGUUUGCGCCGUACCAGGCCGAAGUGCAUAGGGGGUUGGGCAGGGUGAUUUCCAAGAGUAGCCGGUUUGAGGCGCCGGGGCCGAACGGGUGGGAAAUGGUUUCGACUGCGCAGUAACUGCGGUGCAUUGGACGCGACACAGUAGAUACGAUGGGGAUGUAUGUACAGUACAGUACAGGGAACACUGUAAAAAGCAAGCAUAUGUAGAUGUAUAUGAAUAGAGCCAGCCAGUGAGCAUCACUACACGGCUAGUUACCAUGCAGCUGGUGUUUGAGUUACAGUGAGGCGAGCCAUUGUAAGGAGACUUGGUUUCGUAAGAGAUGUCUCGCAAUUGAUUGUCACGUUGCGC
Messenger RNA from [Torrubiella] hemipterigena, 1922 nucleotides. The record is from the annotation of a GenBank genome assembly. NCBI's taxonomy places the organism in Eukaryota, Fungi, Ascomycota, Sordariomycetes, Hypocreales, Clavicipitaceae.